Molecule: messenger RNA, 2446 nt
Organism: Dromiciops gliroides (monito del monte)
Lineage: Eukaryota; Metazoa; Chordata; Mammalia; Microbiotheria; Microbiotheriidae
Gene: ATF2
Product: activating transcription factor 2
Exons: 13
Coding region: 202-1719 (505 amino acids)
Biological process (GO): regulation of transcription by RNA polymerase II
Molecular function (GO): cAMP response element binding; DNA-binding transcription factor activity, RNA polymerase II-specific
Source: RefSeq, a predicted model, not a curated record
UCUCGCGAGAUCGGACGGAAGCCUGUGGGAGCCCGUGGCCUUUAAAGUGCGGUUCAGCCCUUUCCUCCGGGGGUAGUUUGUAAACAGUCGUGGGUGCAGGAGCUCGUGGUCACGGCCCCCGCAUUCGGGGGUGGCGCGCGAGCCAGGGGAGCGGGGAAGUAUCCUUGCCAUGAAAAGUGGAUGCGAUAAGUUGUUUGCCUUAUGAAAUUCAAGUUACACGUGAAUUCUGCCAGGCAGUUCAAGGACCUGUGGAAUAUGAGUGAUGACAAACCCUUUCUAUGCACUGCCCCUGGAUGUGGCCAGCGUUUUACCAACGAGGAUCAUUUGGCUGUCCAUAAACAUAAACAUGAGAUGACACUGAAAUUUGGUCCAGCUCGUAAUGACAGUGUCAUUGUGGCUGAUCAGACACCAACACCAACACGAUUCUUGAAGAACUGUGAAGAAGUGGGUUUGUUCAAUGAGCUAGCAAGUCCAUUUGAAAAUGAAUUCAAAAAAGCCUCAGAAGAUGACAUUAAAAAAAUGCCUCUAGAUUUAUCCCCUCUUGCAACGCCCAUCAUAAGAAGCAAAAUUGAAGAGCCUUCUGCUGUCGAGACAUCUCACCAGGAUAGUCCUUUACCUCACCCAGAAUCUACUACCAGUGACGAAAAGGAAGUAUCAUUGCCACAGACUGCACAGCCCACAUCAACUAUAGUUCGUCCAGCAUCUCUACAGGUUCCCAAUGUACUGCUUACAAGUUCAGACUCAAGUGUCAUAAUUCAGCAGGCAGUACCCUCUCCAACAUCAAGUACUGUCAUCACCCAGGCUCCUUCCUCCAAUAGGCCAAUAGUUCCUGUACCGGGUCCUUUUCCUCUAUUGUUACAUCUUCCCAAUGGACAGACUAUGCCCGUUGCCAUUCCUGCCUCAAUUACAAAUUCUAAUGUACAUGUUCCUGCUGCAGUUCCACUUGUUAGACCUGUCACCAUGGUGCCUAGUAUCCCAGGAAUCCCAGGUCCUUCUUCCCCACAACCAGUGCAGUCAGAGGCUAAAAUGAGAUUAAAAGCUGCUUUGACUCAGCAACAUCCUCAGGUAACAAAUGGAGAUACAGUCAAGGGACAUGCAAGUGGAUUGGGUAGGACUCAGUCAGAAGAAUCUCGAGCACAGUCACUACAACAGCCUGCUACAUCCACUACAGAAACGCCGGCUUCUCCAGCUCACCCAACCCCACAGACACAAAAUACAGGUGGGCGUAGAAGAAGAGCAGCUAAUGAAGACCCAGAUGAAAAAAGGAGGAAGUUUCUGGAGCGAAAUAGAGCAGCAGCUUCAAGAUGCCGGCAAAAAAGGAAAGUCUGGGUUCAGUCUUUGGAAAAGAAAGCGGAAGACUUGAGUUCAUUGAAUGGCCAAUUGCAGAGUGAAGUCACCCUGCUGAGAAAUGAAGUAGCACAGCUGAAGCAGCUUCUUCUGGCUCAUAAAGAUUGCCCCGUGACCGCCAUGCAGAAGAAAUCUGGCUAUCAUGCUGCUGAUAAAGAUGAUAGUUCAGAAGACAUUUCAGUGCCAAGUAGCCCCCAUCCUGAAGCGAUACAGCACAGUUCCGUCAGCACUUCCAAUGGAGUGAGUUCAACUUCCAAGGCAGAAGCUGUAGCCACUUCAGUCCUUACCCAGAUGGCGGACCAGAGUACAGAGCCAGCACUUUCACAGAUUGUAAUGGCUCCUCCUUCUCAAUCACAGCCCUCAGGAAGUUGAUUAAAAAUCUGGAUUGCAACAGUUUUAGAUAUUAAUGACUUUAAAGGGAAAUCAAGGAAAGACCAGUCUCCAUUUAGGAGAAAUCUGUAGUUGUAAAAAUUAUUAAUUUUUUUUUAAAUUGAAAUUAAAUUUGGCUCUAAAGAUUGCGAUAUGGGCAGAUGAAGAUAAGACUGAGCAAGUUUCUAGUCUCUGUGGAAAAGACUUUUCUUUUUUAUAAAUAUUGUUAGAUUUAAUAGUUCUUUUCUGUGCUCAAUGUGUAAAGUGUGUGUAUAGUACAAUGUGAUUUAUUUCACUUUUAAUUUGAUGUUAUUAUUUUAACAAAUAUGGGGAUAUUACUAAAUCUCCCUUUCCACUUCCCUAUUCCUCCCUAACUAUCCUUUACCCUUCAACUGUGAUGGUAGUAUUGUUAUGUCAUUUAUACCAAAGUUCUGCAUAGUCCCUACUGACUUUGUGAUAUUAACAAGGUCAUAAAGCACUAGGCAAGAGAAAGAUAGUAACGGUAAAUUUGCUUUGAAUCUUUUUGCCUUUUUUUAUUUUGCACAUUGUGAGAGGAAGAACUGUGGGAGAAAACAUUUGCUUUAUAUCAUAUUGUGGGGCUUUAUUUGGCUUUUAAGCUUUUUUUAAUGUCAGUAUGGUAUAAGACAUACAGUACCUUUUUAUGCACAUUCUUAAACUAGAUCAGGGUCAUGAGUAAAAAAAAUGGGUUUGUUUUGUUUGUUUUUUUUUU